Molecule: messenger RNA, 2692 nt
Organism: Gaeumannomyces tritici R3-111a-1
Lineage: Eukaryota; Fungi; Ascomycota; Sordariomycetes; Magnaporthales; Magnaporthaceae
Product: choline dehydrogenase
Exons: 1
Coding region: 591-2483 (630 amino acids)
Molecular function (GO): oxidoreductase activity, acting on CH-OH group of donors; flavin adenine dinucleotide binding
Source: RefSeq, a predicted model, not a curated record
CAACCGACCACGUGCCAAGCACAGAUACCGAAAAGCAGGACAUGGGAAUAUGAAUGGUACUUUGCAGGGAAAGCAGAAUAGCCGACUUGGCGCCUGCAGGGGCCAGGUAUACGAAUCGGGGAGGCGAUGCCGCCUUUGCAGGGUACGCGCGGUGAAGGACCGCGGUAGAAAGCAAGAUUGGGGAGGGCCUCCGCCGCCGCGACCAGGCAGUUUAAGGAAUGUAAUAUGGAGCCGUGAUGCGAUUGCCCCUGCCCGCCUAGGCCGGAAAGGUCCAUGCCGCCGAUGCGAUGAGGAGUCGCUGGCGGUUUUUCCCUGGAGGGUCGGCACUCGGAUAUGGGCGUGUUCGUCAGCGUACCGCAGUACAACAUUCCCCUCUGCCAAGAGCACACGGCGCACCUGCGACUGGCUAGAUUAUACGUACCAGCUGGCGCUUCGGGUUCAUCCCGGCGAGGGAGCGUCUCCGCUGGCCUGGCCUAUAAGAGCAGCUGGUUCGCGAGCUCCUCGCUCCAUGUUUGUACGUCUGGCCCAGCCUUUCGCAGUCCGACCGCUGCUCUCGGGGAAAAGUGCAAAAAAAAAAAAAGCAAAUCACCAUGGCGGGAAAGAGCAGUAAAAGGGGCUCGCUGAGGAGCCUGCUGAGCACCCUUUCGCUUGGGCUUUUGGCUGGCACGCCCGUGUCCGGGGCUCCGACGACCGCCUCCGCCGCGGACACGUACGACUAUGUAGUGGUCGGCAGCGGGCCGGGAGGCGGCGUCCUGGCCGCGAACCUGGCCAAGGCCGGAUACUCGGUCUUCAUCCUCGAGGCGGGCGACGCCAGCCCGAGCAUCGGCUUCGGGUCGUACACGCCCUCGGUCACCUGGGACUUCUUCGUCAAGCACUACCCGGAGGGCGACCCGCGCAACAACGAGUACAGCCACCUGACGUGGAAGACGCCCGAGGGUAAGUACUGGGUCGGCAGGACGGGGGCACCCGCCGGGUCCAAGCUCCUGGGCGUCUACUACCCGCGGGGCGCCACGCUCGGGGGCUCGUCCAUGAUCAACGCCAUGUGCGUGUGGCUCCCGAGCGACAGCGACUGGGACUACCACUACAAGGUCACGGGCGACAAGACCUGGAAGGCCGCCAACAUGCGCAAGGUCUUUGAGCGCGUGGAGAAGAACAACUACCUGCCCAGGGGCACGCCCGGCCACGGCUUCGACGGCUGGUUCCAGACCCAGAUGGGCGCCAUGACGCAGUCCAAGGCCACUGGCCCCCUGGCCGGCAACGCCGUCAUGGGCAUGUACGCGCGCGACCUCAACCUGACCAUGCCCAUGAGCAGCCUCCUCACGCGCGACCCCAACGGCCCCACGCCCGGCCGGGACCAGGAGCAGAGCAUCUACGGGCUCGUGACGCACCAGUACGCAAACGGCAACCGCUACAGCUCGCGCGACUACGUCCAGACCGAGGCUAACCGCAGCGGCACCAAGCUGGUCGUGUCGCUGCGGUCCCUGGCGACAAAGGUGCUCUUCGACACCACCAGCAGUAGCAGCGACAAGCCGCGCGCGACGGGCGUCGAGUACCUCGAGGGCGCGUCCGUGUACCGGGCCGACUUCCGCAACACGCCGGGCGCCAAGGGCACGCGCAAGACGGUGCGGGCGCGGCGCGAGGUCAUCGUGUCGGGCGGCGCCUUCAACUCGCCGCAGCUGCUGAUGCUCAGCGGCGUCGGCGACCGCGCGCACCUCGAGUCGCUCAACAUCACCGUGGUCAAGCACCUGCCGGGCGUGGGCCAGAACCUGAUGGACAACCAGGAGAUGCCCGUCGUCGGGCGCGGCAGCGGCGGCUCCGGCUCCACGGGCGUGACCAUGUUCAAGUCCAAGCACCCGGCGCACGGCGAGCGCGACCUGUUCCUCUUCGGCGGGCCCGGCUCCCUCUUCCGCGGCUUCUGGCCGUCCGAAAACCGGGUCGGCCAGCUGCCCGCCGAGCCCCAGGGCAUCUACGGCGUCAGCAUGAUCAAGGGCAGCUCCGUCAACAACAAGGGCUGGGUCAAGCUCCGGACCGCCGACCCCCAGGAUCCGCCCGAGAUCAACUUCAACCACUACGCCGCCGGGUCCGGGCCCGACCUCGAGGCCAUGAAGGACUCCAUCGCCUACGUCAGGACCGUCUACGGACGCCUGGGCAUGCCGACGCUCGAGCCCCCCUGCAAGGCCGGGCCCGACGCGCAGGGCUACUGCGGAAAGGAGGACGAGGAGUGGCUGCACAAGCAGACGUUUGGCCACCACCCCACCUGCACCAACAAGAUCGGCGCCGACGACGACCCCAUGGCCGUGCUGGACUCCAAGUUCCGCGUGCGUGGCGUCGCCGGCCUGCGCGUCGUCGACGCCAGCGCCUUUGCCCGCAUCCCGGGCGUCUUCCCCGUCGUGUCGGUGUUCAGCAUCAGUCAAAAGGCGUCUGACGACAUGCUGGCCGAGCUGAAGGAGGGCAAGGCCAUUAAGGAGUGUUUUGCGGCUUGAAUAUGAUGAUGGGAUUCGGUCGAUUUCUUCAGCUUCGCACCGUGUUGGGUUCCAACAUCGAUGCUUGUAACCAUGUUGCGUCCUUCCCUUGGGGUCCUCCUUUUUCUGUUCCCAAGACUCAGAGAUAGUAAAUAUAUGGUCUCCCCUGUCAACCAGCAAGGCAACAAAAAGUCUCAUGAAUAUAGCCUCACCUCAUAUCAAACCUUUAC